AUGUAUUUUCUUUCCAAUAGGGAAGAUGCUAUCUCAAUAAAGGAAUUAGCUUAUAUUGCUUUUGAGACUAUUGGAAUUGCGAGAGAACAAGUCAGAUUGAUAACAGAUAAGAAUAAGCCUGUCGGUGUUCAAAAUAGAAAUUCAGAUAAUACACUUAUUAGUCAAGUUCUUGGAUGGUCACCUAAAGCAUCGAUUCGAAAGGGUAUGGAAAGAACGACAACAUGGAUAAAAAAUGAAAUUGAAAAAGAGUUUAAUAAAUGUAAAAAUGAGUUAAUGAGGAACGAAUUGAAAGCAAACUACCGAAAAAGCAGUGUAGCGAAAAUAUUAAAAGAUGAGAUUAAAUUCGGAAUUCUUCUUCCGAUCACAUCCCGCGGGCUAGAAAGCCCCAAAGAUUGUCUUUAUAAUUUGCAUAAUUUUGCACAGAGUGUAUACGAAACAACACAAAUAGAUAUUAUAGGUAUGAAUAGUAUUAAAUUUUCGUUAAAAUUCUUUAUAGGAAUUGAUAAAGAUGACACUUUAUUCCAUCCUAUUGAGAAAAAUAUAGCCGAACAAAUACUUAAGGAACACGGGUUAAUCGAUGUAGAAACGCGCGAGUUUGAUCUGCCUCUCGGAUCCGUCAGUAAAAUUUGGAAUGAUUUAGCAAUAGAUGCUUAUAACCAGAAGUGUGAUUAUUUAAUACUUUUUGGUGACGACAUUAUAAUUGAGAGCACUGAUUGGAUGUCAAAAAUUCACGAAGAGUUUAUGAAAAUUUCAAAGGAAAAAAAAGUGCCAUGCGGUUUUGGAUGCGUUGCAUUCACUGACAUAAUGUCUCCUGGAUUUCCAACAUUUUCAGUAAUGUCACGACUUCAUAUUGAUAUAUUUAAUGGUAAACCAUUUCCAGAAGGAUUUACAAAUUGGGGCCCAGAUCCUUUUCUUUUCCAAUUGUAUCGUCGAUUUGGUUGUUCAGUAAUGUCAAAAAGAAUUAAACUCAAGAAUUUAAUAGGAGGCAAUAAAAAACCACGAUAUAAGGGAAUACGUUAUGAUUGGUCCUUUUCUGUUUUAGAUAAUGCUGUAUUAUCUGUUGAAGAAUGGAUGUGCAAUACAAUUGAAAAUCCUAUUCCUAAACUCCUUACCCUAGAUAUAGUUGUAUCAACAUAUAGGAAAUUUGAAUAUGACGCAUUUGUUAGAAUUCGUAUGCAGGGAAAAAAUCUUGGAGCGAGUGAAGCAAGAAAUCGAGGGCUAUUAGAAUCCAGAGCAGAUUAUGUUUUAUUUUUAGACGAUGACGUAAUCCCGCAACCGGAUAUUUUGAUAGAGGCGGAGAAAAUAAUCCGAAAAUAUCCAAGAGCAUGCGGUUUUGUCGGAUGUACGAAAUUUCCAGAUCCAAGCAAAACUAUUUUUACAAGCGCUGUGAAAAUGUCAGGAACAACUUAUUUUUGGGACAUUGCCGAGCGAAUUGAGGAAGAUAUCCCAUGGGGAGUGACAGCAAAUUUAAUAGUUCGUCGUUACAAGGAUAAUGUUCAGUUUAAUCCUAAAUUCUCUAAAACAGGAGGUGGAGACAUCGAUUAUUGUAUGCAAAAAAGGCAAUUCUUCACACGGAAUGUUCAAAACGGUGAGGGCUUCCGAGGAGCACCUCUAGUAAGGGCAGUACAUCCUUGGUGGGAUAACAGAAAAAGGUUAUAUCUUAGAUUUGCUAAAUGGGCGUAUGAAGACGGACAAUUAAUUAAGAUGUACCCAGAGCACGCAUAUAAAGACAGUUUCCCCAACGGCGCAGAACUUUUUUUAGUUCUCAUGUCACUUUUUAUAAUUUUCCUUUUUACAAAAAUUUUGAUAAACAAUCAAAUAUUGAAUGAGCUGACGCUCAUAACGACUAUAUCAAUAUCAUUAGUAGUCGUUGCAAAUAUGAUUGCUGAUAUUAUUUGCUUCGUGGUGUUAGAACCGGAACUUCAUAUUCCAGAAUUAAAAGGAUAUCGUCGCAUAAUCGCAGCAUUAGAAUCAACAAUCAUACGAAUUACCA
Messenger RNA from Racocetra persica, 1993 nucleotides. The record is from the annotation of a GenBank genome assembly. NCBI's taxonomy places the organism in Eukaryota, Fungi, Glomeromycota, Glomeromycetes, Diversisporales, Gigasporaceae.